Molecule: messenger RNA, 1503 nt
Organism: Tauraco erythrolophus (red-crested turaco)
Lineage: Eukaryota; Metazoa; Chordata; Aves; Musophagiformes; Musophagidae
Source: RefSeq, a predicted model, not a curated record
AUGGUGCAGAUGGGCGGAGCUGGCAAUUCCUCUCCACCACAGCAGCAGGGCGAGAAACCCACCUUUAACUAUGUGGAAAAGCAGUUAACUGUGGCCCCAGAGCUGCCCCACAAGUGGGAUGUGGGUGGGAAGACCAUGCGUGGAGGUGUCCUACAGCUCUUCCCACAAGGCUGCUGCCUGUCAAAAGGCGAUGGGACACAUUACGAGCAUCCCAUAUCCUCUCCAGGAUGUGCUUUUGCAGAUAAGCGUCUUGUAGCCUGCAGUUUCCUCUCCUUAAUGUCCCUGUCUCAUCCCCUUAGGAAGAAGACCAUCUACAAAACAGUUUGCCUCUCCUUCUUGCUGGUGGUCACAGUGACAGUGCUGCAAAGGGGAAUGGCCCCCAGCCAGUUCAUGCAGGGCCAGCAGCAGAAAGAGCUGCCCCCUCCAGAGUCCCUGAAAACACAAAAGAGAGACAACGCCUUCUCCAUCACCAGCACCUUCUGGAAGAAUAGGAAGGAGAAAAUCCCUCUGAAGGAGGAGGAGAGAGUGAUGGCAAAGCAAGGGAAAUCCUGGGAUGUCACCACUACCAACUGCUCGGCCAACCAGAACUUGAGCAAGGCGGACUGGUUCAAAGGGCUGGAGCCCAACUUCCAGCAGUUCCUGCUCUAUCGGCACUGCCGCUACUUCCCCAUACUGAUCAACCACCCGGAGAAAUGCAGCGAGGAUGUCUACCUGCUCAUUGUGGUCAAGUCUAUCAUCACACAGCAUGACCGUCGCGAGGCCAUCCGGAGGACCUGGGGCCAGGAGAAGGAGGUGGAUGGCAAGAGGAUCAGGACGCUGUUCUUGCUGGGCACGGCCUCCAAGGAGGAAGAGAGAGCCAACUACCAGAAACUGCUGGAUUAUGAGAACUACAUCUAUGGGGAUAUCUUGCAGUGGGAUUUCCUGGACAGCUUCUUCAACCUCACCCUCAAAGAGGUCCAUUUCUUGAAGUGGCUGAACAUCUACUGUGACAACAUCAGCUUCAUCUUCAAAGGUGACGACGAUGUGUUUGUGAGUCCCAGCAACAUCCUGGAGUUCCUGGAGGACAAGAAGGAGGGAGAGGACCUCUUCGUGGGAGAUGUUCUCUACAAGGCUAGGCCGAUCCGGAGGAAGGAGAACAAGUACUACAUCCCCAGCGCCCUCUACAACAAAAGCAUGUACCCACCCUAUGCAGGGGGUGGAGGCUUCGUCAUGGGUGGGCCUUUGGCCAAGAGGCUGCACAAGACUUCAGAGACGCUGGAGCUGUACCCCAUUGAUGACGUCUUCCUGGGGAUGUGCUUGGAGGUCCUUAAAGUAUCACCUGUUGGGCAUGAAGGCUUCAAAACUUUUGGCAUUGUGAAGAACAAGAACAGCAAGAUGAACAAGGAGCCGUGUUUUUUCCGGAGUAUGUUGGUGGUUCAUAAACUGCUGCCUCCAGAGUUACUCCAAAUGUGGGACUUGGUCCAUAGUAACUUGACGUGCUCGAGAAAACUCAAUGUCCUUUAG